GAAUUGAUUCCAUAGCCACUGAGUUGUGAGUACUGAUACUCCGAUGGCCGGAGCUCGCUCGUCUCUCGCAAUCUUCCUCCGCCACAACCACGGCGGCUUCCGGCGGACCCCUAGCUCUCACGGUCACGUCCAACGCCUCAGCGUCGGUGCCGUCGACGGCGGCGGCGACCGCCGAGACGGGACCCCCUCGCUGUCGGAGAUCGCCGAGAAGGUCUGCAAGAUCACGCGCGCGAGACCCCGGUGGGAGGCGACCCUGGUUUCCGAUUUCCCCUCCUUCGAUUUCUCGGACCCCAGCUUCUUCCGCGAGCUGUUCAGGCAGCAGAGCAACGCCUUCCUUUCCCUGCGCUUCUUCCGCUGGGCCGCCUCGCGCCGCGACGGCGCGCCCGACCCGGGUUCGUGCGAGCUGCUGUUCGAUGCCCUGGUCGCGGCCAAGUCGCCCGGUGCCGCGAGGUCGCUGCUCGAGACCACGGGGUUCUCGCCCGGGGCGGAUUCGCUGGAGCGCUACGUGCACUGCGCUUGCGAGGGCGGGCAGCUCGAGGACGCGAUCGAUGGCUUUUUCAAAUUGGGAGAGUCGGGGGUUUGCCCGUCGAUCGGGACGUGGAAUUCGGUGUUGAAAUGCUGCCUCGAGGCGCGGAGGAGCGAUCUCGCCUUGGAGCUCUAUGAGGAGAUGGUGAAAUUGGGCGUUGCAGGCGAGGCGAAUGCCGAGACCAUUGGGCACCUGAUUCGAGCCUUUUGCGAAGGUGGGAAUCUUUUGAGAGGCUAUGAGUUGCUUUGGCAAGGGAUUGAAAGCGGAUUGAUCCCUCAGUAUGCGACUUUCAUUAGGUUGAUAUCUGGGUUUUCUAGGCAAGGGGAUUAUGCGAAGGUGUCCCAAAUACUCCACUUGAUGAUCGUGAAGGACCGAGCUCCGGAUAUAUUCGUAUAUCAGGAAGUCAUUAAUGGGCUCUGCAAGAAUGGGAGGCAGCUCGAGGCUUAUCGGAUUUUCGGUGAUCUAAAGGAUAGAGGGUACUUUCCGGACAGGGUCAUGUACGCUACAUUGAUUCACGGGUUCUGCAACAUCGGAUGGAUGGGUGAGGCGAGGAAGUUGUGGUUUGAAAUGAUUCGUAAAGGCUUUGUCCCUAAUGAGCGUACUUACACUUCACUGAUUCACGGGUUUUUCAAAAGCGGGAAAGUAGAAGAGGCCAGAAAACUGUUUCAUGAAAUGUGUUGUGAAGGUCACGGAGAGAGCACAUGGGUUUACAACAUGAUGAUUUCUGGGUUAUCUUUGCACGGACGGUUAGAUGAAGCUGUGGGCAUGUUUGAAGAAAUGCCUCAGAAGGGCGUUGCUCGUAAUCGGAUCACCUAUGACACUUUGGUGCAGGGCUUUUGCAGGGAAGGGAAGUUAACCAAUUCAAGAGACCUCUUGGACGAGCUAUCACUACAGGGUGUAGUUCCAUCGAGUUCCUCAUAUGCCACACUUCUUGAAAAGCUCAUUGAGCUGGGAGAAUUGCAAGAAGUGAAGUUGUUAUUGAGUGAUAUGCAAAACAAGGGUGUAGAAUUAUUGGCUGGUACUUGGGAUCAAAUUGUGAAUGGAUUGUGCAAAUGGGGAUUUGUCACUGAGGCGAUGGAGUGCUUGGUUGACAUGCUAAACAGAAAUAUUCAACCUCGUAAGACGACUUUCGAUGUGCUUAUUCAGAGCCUCUUACAAGAUGAUAGGUUAGAUGAUUGUGUACUUGUGUUGGACAAUAUGUUCAGGAUGGGUUAUAUUUUGGAAGAAGGCACGUGCCAUGCUCUGGUUGAUAAAAUUUGUAAACAAGAUAGCAACUCUGGAGAAACAUGUAUGGCAAAGAUUCUUGAAGGGAACUGAGAUUUUAUAAUCAUCACAGUUGAGAAUACUUCAUAGGUUCUACAACUUAUUUGUGAACAAGUUUUGCAGCUGAAGAUUGACAAAUGAGCUCUCUUUUGUUGCUUGGAGGGAGCUGUCAAAUGUACAGAUAAUCUUUGGUAGGUCAUUGCGGCUGACAUGCAGUCUUACGAACAUUGUUAUCUUAAGCUGUUCAUUGUGAAUCCGUCUUUCCGAAUGCUAAGCAGCAAUUUGCCA
This is a messenger RNA of Syzygium oleosum, 2077 nucleotides long. RefSeq names its product pentatricopeptide repeat-containing protein At5g18950. Lineage: Eukaryota; Viridiplantae; Streptophyta; Magnoliopsida; Myrtales; Myrtaceae. Gene Ontology annotation, molecular function: protein binding. The coding region runs from base 44 to 1843 and encodes 599 amino acids. The record is from RefSeq and is a predicted model, not a curated record. The transcript has a single exon.